Molecule: messenger RNA, 4290 nt
Organism: Labeo rohita (rohu)
Lineage: Eukaryota; Metazoa; Chordata; Actinopteri; Cypriniformes; Cyprinidae
Exons: 4
Coding region: 2422-3045 (207 amino acids)
Biological process (GO): immune response
Cellular component (GO): membrane
Molecular function (GO): tumor necrosis factor receptor binding
Source: RefSeq, a predicted model, not a curated record
AUGAUGAUAAUGUUGAUUUUUUUUGCGAUAUUGUAAACACAAUGCAGAUGUGCUGUGGGAGUGAUUCAAAACACGACUGAUUUUCACUUAUCUCCCGUCCCAGUUAACACUGCAUUUUUCCAUUUUGCUAAUGGAGAGCGUUUCAAGUGGAAACUAACUGCUGUAGUAGUGAGAGUCUUUCGUAUGUCUCUUCUUGCCUACCUGGAAAUACUGUUGCCAUGACACAGACAUGUCGAAGUUCUUGUCAAGAUCAUCCCUCAAUCCCACAAAGCCCUACAGUGACACUGGAAAUAAACAGUUUAUGAGAAUUUCUUGAGUAUUUGACUCUGAUAUUGGCAGAAUAUGCCACACAGCCUCCCUGCUUUGAUUCUGAGCUUUGUCAGUCUUAGUCAAGAAGAUCAUCAUACUCAGAUUGUUCUUUGAAGUCAAAUAAGUCAGUUACUUCGCUCAAGUACUCAGUAACGACAAACAGAAAUGUGAAUCGUUAUUGCACAUCAAAAAUCCCGAGACAUUUAAAUGAAUCUGAGCACAUGAUGCCGGAAAUCAACAGCACUUAGCCAAUCGAGUGCUGACGAGUGGAAUCUGAUGUCAUUGUGGCAUCACCGAGCCAUGUAGGCCUUUGAAAUGGAAGACAUUUGCGGGCAUUUUCUUUUACUUACUUUGAUAUCAUCUGGGAAACUGCCCUCUUUUGGAAAUUCAACUUGUGAGUUCUGUAAAUAGAGUAACCGAUAAAAAUGAGUCAUGUAAAAGUAUAUAUGUGUGUGUAUAUAACUGGAAAAAUAUAAUCUGCGUCUGAAUCAACAAGUGAGAUGCUCACAAACAGACUGAAUGUCCCUAAAGCGCCCAGCAACAUCUAAACAUGCACAGUGCAUGAAGAUUUUUGCUGAUGCGUCUGCUAACACCCACACCCAAUGGGAGCACACGUAUAGACAUGUGGUGACCUUGUUUGUGUGAUUGAUUACAGAUAUUUCUUAUGACUUCCAGUCAACAUUACGGGAAAAUACCAGAUGGGUGGUCUCUAACGGACUUGUGGUCUGUAUCUGCUCUUAAAGGGAUAGUUCACCCAAAAAUUCUAAUACUGUCCACAUUUACACAUUUUGUUCCAAGCCUGUGUCAGAGGAGACAGUGGUUUCUAUGCAUGAAUGUGGUGAUGAAGACUGAAAAAGGAUGCAAAGUCACUUUUUAGGUUUUCUGAAGCCAUGGGAUGAACAGUUCACUCUCAGAAAUAAAGGUACAAAAGCUGUCACACGUCUGUCACUAAAGGGUCCUUAUUGGUACAUUAAAGGUACGGUACGUAGUAGCACCUAAAGCUGUCGCUUUUGUACCUUUGAGUGUUGAAACUGAAGUUGUCAUUGACUGAUGAUAGGGACUUUAUGAUGGAAUGGCAACAGUGUUCUGCAAAAACUUUUUAUUCUGCUACUUUGCGACAUUGUACUGUUACUGUCUACAACAGGAAAAUGGCUAAUUCUGAUCUCAGUAGUUUCCGUUUAAUGCUAAAUGCUUGCUUUUUUAAAAUGACACAUUUUUCGAUUUCGAUAAACGAGUGCUAUACGCUCCACCGACCUCUCUAUUGUCUACGGCACUUAACAGUUUACUUCUGGUCGCCACUGCUGGGAUUAGAUCAUUAAAUGAUUCAAUGACUUUAAUGAAAACCAUGAAUGAAUCAUUCAGAACUGUUUUUAAAUAGAAGUGGAAAAUCACUUGAAGUUCUAAUGCAAACAAACGAUUACUUUGCAAACCAGCUAUUGCUACAUCUUUAACACAACCCUCACACACAAUUGCUACCAUAUGGCUGUUCUGGAGAAGUUAAUUGGGAUUUCACAUUUUUGAGACUUGACAUGUUCAUUCAUUGCCUUCAUUCACCUUCAGAGAGAUUUUCCAGAAAUUCUCCUUUUGAUAUAUACAGGUUUGUAAUAAUAUGAGGGUGAGUAAAUGACAGAUUUUUAUUGUUUUUAUCUAUUUUUUAAGAUUAAGAUCUCUUUUCAUUGUCACACUUUUAAGAUGAAAGAUUACAACGUCUGUUUCUAAAAAAAAGAAAGAAAGAAACAUACAGUUGCAGAACUGACAUAAGGGAAAGUUUCACUGUCUUUUCAUAGGUUUAGAUUUUAUUAACUCUCCAGACAGGCAAUCUGAUAAAAUUACAGACAAUGCUUAUAACUCAAUUGAAACGAGAUGUUGGCUUAGAUUACAGCAAGAUGAAUCAAUGAAAUGUAUGAAGACAUGCUUUACAUAGUGAAAGCAAUGAGUUUUCUGUUACCAUGAUCGCAUCCACCCUCAUGUCACCCACAGGUGAUGCGGAGUUAAUAGCGCACCGUUGAAUGCGUGGGAGAGACUCAUAUCUCAUUACAGUCGACAACUUCAUCCGGUACAAGAGGCAUUUCUAGUGAGACUACAGUUAUUUCAACUUCUUGAGAAGCAGGCAUGGAUACAGCGCGGGCAGCUAGGGCGCAUAUUAUCUGGACAUCGAUAGCAUUGCUCUUUAUUUUAGUCGCAUCGUGCUUGACAUAUUUCUUCAUGUCGAAGGUGCCUGGAUGCCAGAGAAUUGGCAUCGUGAAUGUCUCUGCGAUAGAAAAUAUGUUCCGACAUAUCGCUCGAGAGCAAGUCUCUCGAGAGUACUGGCUUCUAACAGCUCGGGAACAGAGAGAUGACUGUUUGGUCUGGGAGGACGAGUGGCGGGGAUACAGGAAUGGCAGUGAGAGCAUUCUGGACCACACCAAAAUGUCGAUGGUCAUUCGAGAGAAAGGCGCCUACCUGGUCUACAUACAAGCUAACUUCGUUCUGAGAUCACAGAAUAAUAGCAACUCUGCUGUAGACCUCAAAAUCCUAGUGGGAUUAAAUGGUGAGGAUAUGUUUUCAGCUGCACAUGACACUCAGAUGGUGUACGGCAGCUCGACUCCAGACGCGAAGCUCAACACUUUCCUUCUGAUGAAGAUGGACUCAUCAAGCAAGUUAUCGGUGAAAGUACGUCCAAGUAAUUUGGUGAACUUCCAACCGCGACCCUUCUCCACUUUCAUCACUAUCAUAAAAUGGGCAGACGACUGGUAGACUGCGAUUCUGGGUGAAACCCAUGUCCGUGUCCGAUUUGUACAAUGGCGAUUGUUCUUAUAUUCUUUUUAGCUUUAAAUGUGACAUUUCGAGAGGAUGCGGUCUCAAGAUCAGCUGCUAGAACACCUGAGAUUUUCCAGCUGUUGUACUAGGAAAUGCUCGCUGACAUUAACAAGGAUUGCGUGGGGGUUGUGAUACUUUCUUGGUGUUUUUUCUUCUUCCUUUCGAAAUAUGAAGAUCACAUCUCAUGAUCUUCUCAGAAGCAUGACACAUUUUCCUCUCAACAGAUGUAUGAGUUAGGUUUGUUUUGUUUCAGUUUUUUUAUGAGUCAACACGAAAAAGGGCACGAUAUACUGUUAAUGAGCACCGACUUUGAAGAUUCCCAUGUAUUGCGUACAUAAAAGAUGUCAUAAGUGCCUGCAAACAUUGUUUUACAAAGCAGAAAGUAGUAAGCUAAUUAUGAGCAAGUGGGUAUUUCUUGAGCGUAUAUAUAAUCGUACAUUUUAAUCAUCGACAGCUGAAUGUAAAAAACCUCAUAACACCCUAUCUUUGUCCAGCGUCAAUAUUUGAUAUGAAUGCUCACUGUGUCAAAAGCUAAGGAGCAAUAUUUUAUUGUGUAAAUAUGUACUUCUUUUUUUUAAGACAAGAAAUUCGCAUUUUGUGCUUGAAAUGGGGUGCCAAUUUUUAGCUGUAAGCAGAUUGAUCCAGCCACAGAAGCACAUAUUUGUUUAUGAAUGUCAUGGAAAUGUUUUCCAAUGGGGGUGGUGGAUUGCUAGGGGUGGUAGUGGUGAAAAACAUGAAAAAAUUACCACUAGUUACACUAAUCCAGUCAGUCAAGCAAGCCGUAUAAUUCUGAACAACAUCAGCUGUUUUCAUGAGACAGUGAAGUGUUUUUCAUUUCCAGCGAAUGGGAAAAUUUCUUCUCCAAAGCCAGCAUUUUCUUUAGUCAAGAAAAUGCCAUUUAUGAUGACGUAGACUUUUUUUGUAUUCAGUUAACCCAAACCAGCUGGCCAAAUCGAAAGAAUAUAUUUUUUAAAAAUAGACUAACUUUAAUGUUUUUUCUCUUAUUUUCCUUUUGUAUGAAAGUUUUGUUCUUUCACAGCUAAGCCCUUAUACUUGUGUUUAUACUAAGUUCAUGCUGAGUGAUUUCAAUUGACUACGUUUUUUUUUUUUUUUUUUUUUUUACUGUUCUCAAAUAUGCAAACAAUAUUAUAUUUAUAUACAAUUUGUAAUAUUUUUAUUUAA